Molecule: messenger RNA, 731 nt
Organism: Gamsiella multidivaricata
Lineage: Eukaryota; Fungi; Mortierellomycota; Mortierellomycetes; Mortierellales; Mortierellaceae
Exons: 3
Coding region: 141-611 (156 amino acids)
Source: RefSeq, a predicted model, not a curated record
CACGGGCCAAGCAACCAACCAACCAACCGAACCCCUGCUCAAUCCUCAGCAAACCACCGAUCCAACACCGCCCCUACCAAACCGCCACUGCCCUUGAGAUCCCCUUUUUCAUUCUCCAGCAACCAUGUCCUCUACCGCACAUGUCAUGGCUUCCAUGCCCGCUAUGCCCUCCUUCUCUGACCACACCUGGGUCGAACGAGAGAGCGAAGGGGGAGCGCGCGGGGACAUGGGCUGGGUUUCGUUUGGAUUGCGGCGAUCGAUCGACUGUGCCCUAUUUUUUGGUCGUCGUCCGAAUGCUGGCCUUUACAACAGAUUCUAACCUCCUUCAUUCCUUCUCACUCCAAUCCCACCUUCACUUUCACAUUCCUCCUCUCCUACUACCUACUACCUCGCCUCUUUCUUUUACUCUUUCUCUCCUCUUUUCCAUUCCUUUCCUUUCCUCGAACAGAACCGAGUCAACUCUGUCCCCAACCAUGAUCCUCUCCCUCAGUUGGUCAAGCCUGGAAAGCGCGGUCGCAAGGGAGGCAACCCCGGAGGCAACAACAAGCCUAAGAGCCCCACAGCACCCAAGGGAGACACCAGUCGCUCUGAGCGCUCUCUUGGAAUGCUGACCAAACUGUUUAUUCAACUUCUCAAGGACGAAAGUGGAACACUGGAUCUCAACAAGACUGCAGACAAACUCCAUGUCCAGAAGCGCAGGAUCUACGACAUCACCAAUGUGCUUGAAGGAA